AUGGACGUGAACGUGACUACUCUUCAAAAUAAUAUUUUAGUUCAAAAUCAAAUUAAAAAGAAAAAAUGUCAUGGUAAUAGGAAAGAUCAACGUUUUCGAAGAAAGUGUCGUGCAAAAGGUAUGAAUUCAAGAAAAAUCGAAAGAUUACUCCAUCAACGUAAGAUACUUCAUGAAAAAAAGACGAAUCCAACUGAUAAUGCUGUGGCACAUACAACAAAGUCAAAGAAUAAAUCGAAUCAUAAAAAUGUUUCAUUAACUAAAAUAAAUUCAACGAGGAAUCUUACGAAACGUAAAAGGGAUAUAUCAGUGCAAGAUAUUAAAUCAAAUACAAGAAUACCAAAAUCAACAAGUUUAAUGUCAGUUGCACAACCAAAAUUAAAGAAGAUGAAAAAAAGAACUAACUUGCAUAUUCCAAUGACGACUAUUAUCAUGAACCAUACUGCUUAUAAACAUUAUCGACGACCAAUGUAUUUGAAACGCUCACCGAUGAUAAUUAUUAAAAUGUUGACUAACAUUAUCAAUUGCAAUUUCAAGAAAAAAGAAGAAAAAAUAUUCCUUUGUCAUCGACUUGAUCUAUUAGAUAAACACUAUUAUUUACAAGUUUAUCAGCAAUUAUGGCAAUCCUAUUUAGAUAUUGGAAUACAACAACAUCGGUGGCCAAAUCAAUUGUAUGCAAUGGCAAAGGCAAAUGAUUUUCAGAUAUGUCAACAAUAUUUGGACAAUUAUAUUAACACUAUCAGGAAAGAAAUAGAUACAUGUCAUAUUCAACUGAAUAAUCAAGCUCAAUCUUAUCCAAUGACAACAUUAUCUUUGGAUCAACUUGACUAUUAUCUUAAAAAAUUUGUUGAUCAUCAACGGAAAUAUUUAUUGGUGAGAAAUAAUAGACAAAUACAAAGAUUUACAGAUGAUUUUCACGAAAAACAAUUACUAGAAACAAUCUCUACAUAUCGUCUUAACAGCAUUGAUCAAAAUCAAUAUAUCGACCGAUUGAUGAGUAUACGAGAAAAACAGGCAACCAUUUACGAAGAACUUUUAAUGUUAGAAAUGCGCGUUUUAUACAAAUUUUUACCAAAAAAUUUCGAUCAACUAGAAGAGUUUAUUGCACCGAUGAUUUAUUCACCAUUGAAUAAUGAUCUAAAGAUGAUUGAAGUUAGAAAUAAACGUUAUAAAACUAUUCAAGAAGCAAAACGUAUAUGGUUAAAUGUAUUUCUACAUUCAUAUGAAGUUCAGUUACAAGAAUAUGAUCAACAGUAUGAAAAUGAAUUUUUACAAUUGGAAUCACAUUUACUCAACAAUAUCAAUAUUAAUGGUGCUUCUAUUUACGAACAAAUACAACAACAUAUGAACUGUCAAACAAAUAAAUUAAAACAACAAGUUUCUAUGAAAAUACGAUCAUUAAGAGGAAUCUUAAUAAAAAAUCGUCGACGUUCAUCAUCUACUAAAAAUACUAUUGGUGUUUGGCCUGAACCAUAUCUUGAUCUACUUACCAAUGUAUUCAAUCGAUACGAAUGGAAUUAUCUUUCAUUGGGUCCAUCUUGUAUACGAAUAAAUCAAAGUGCUAUUCGUUCUCGGCAUCAACAAGAAAUUGCAAUUCAAAAAGAUCAUAAAAGUAUUUAUGAUAAAGUUCGAAGUCAUUUAAGUGAACAUUAUUUUAUUCCAAUGACAGCAAAUAUUCUUAAACAAUAUUCCAAUCAACUACUUCAUGAUUUAAAUUUUUCUUAUUUUUCACCCUUAUCUCAUCAUGAUCAAAUAUUAACAUUAAAUCAAGCAAAAAAAGUAGUUUCAAUUCAACGUAAAAUCAAAAAACACAAGUUAAUUCUUCGUGUCACUGAUAAAGGUUAUAAUUUUUAUGUCGGUACAGAAAAAGAAUUUGAUAAGAAAGCUCAACAAUUUUUUCAUGAUACUAAUGCUUUUAUUGAAUUAGAAGAAAAUCCAUUUAAUAAGAUUCAAGAUAAUGUUAUUCAUUUACUCAAUCAAAUACGUGCAAAAAAAUUUAUUUGUUUGACAGUUCAUAUGUUGUUGUAUU
Molecule: messenger RNA, 2026 nt
Organism: Rotaria socialis
Lineage: Eukaryota; Metazoa; Rotifera; Eurotatoria; Philodinida; Philodinidae
Source: the annotation of a GenBank genome assembly